Oreochromis aureus is the source of this 768-nucleotide messenger RNA. RefSeq names its product sodium- and chloride-dependent taurine transporter-like. NCBI's taxonomy places the organism in Eukaryota, Metazoa, Chordata, Actinopteri, Cichliformes, Cichlidae. Gene Ontology annotation, cellular component: membrane. Gene Ontology annotation, biological process: sodium ion transmembrane transport. The coding region runs from base 151 to 768 and encodes 205 amino acids. The transcript is spliced from 7 exons. The record is from RefSeq and is a predicted model, not a curated record.
GGAACAUCUUGGUGUUCCCACAGAACGACUGAAGGAGGUGGCCGGGGAGAGGGAGGUCUAGGCUUCCUUGCUUAGGCUGCUGCCCCUGUGACACAGCCCCGGAUCUGGACUGAGGCAGGAUCUCAAGUAUUCUACUCCUACAGCCUGACAAUGGGGACUCUGAACGUUCUGGGCAAUGAUUACAACAAUAACUGUUAUAAAGACUGCUUUUGGCUGUGUCUGCUGAACAGUGGAACCAGUUUUGUUGCUGGGUUUGUUGUCUUCUCUGUACUGGGAUUCAUGGCAGAGAAACAGGGUGUAACUGUGGAUGCUGUGGCUGAGUCAGGUCCAGGUCUGGCCUUCAUUGCUUACCCUCAGGCUACAGCGAUGAUGCCUUUGCCACAGUUUUGGACCGUCUGCUUUUUCCUGAUGCUCAUUCUGCUCAGUGUCGACACACAUUUUGUGACAGUAGAGAGUGUCAUCACCUCCAUCAGUGACUUGUUUCCGACGUUGUUUCGUGCUCCGGUGAGGCAUGAGAUCUUUGUCCUUAUCUUCUGUUCAGCCUUCUUUCUCGUUCAUCUGACCAUUCUCACCGAGGGAGGAAUAUACAUAUUCCAGUUUACUGAUUACUACGGUUGCACCAGAGCUUGUCAGGAUUUAUCUUGCAGGUUAAAGCCAGGUGAUUGGGUCCUGAUUCGAGUUCUCCAUAGAAAGAAUUGGAGCUCGCCCCGCUGGGAAGGUCCCUACCAAGUGCUCAUCACCAAGCUCAUCUACCAUCUACUCGCUUAA